AAAAAAAACCCAUCUCGGCAAACCCAAUAAUCAACAAGGGUUUCUAUACAACGACGAUGACCGCCGGCGAAGCGGAGAAAAGCGCGGCAGAGGUUGAAGUAGACGACCAUGACGGCGGCGCUGCCGUCGAGGCGUGGAGCUGGGGCGCCGGCACCGACGGACAAUUGGGCACCGGCACUCUCGAAGACCAGCUCCUUCCUCAACCCCUUCACCAGUUCUCGGACCUUCGAAUCUCUCGCGUCGCCUGCGGGGGGGCCCACUCCAUUGCCCUAACCGUUGAUGGUAAAGUGCUUACGUGGGGAAGAGGUACAAAAGGCCAGCUUGGACAUGGCGAGGUAGUUAACUGCUUGAAGCCAAAGCAUGUUGAAUCCCUUGACCGCUUUGUUAUCACCAAUGUUUCUGCUGGAUGGAACCACUCUGGAUUUGUUACAGUUUCUGGGCAUCUUUUCAUGUGUGGAGAUGGGUCAUUUGGACAGCUUGGAACUGGAGAUCACCAGUCACAUAGUUCCCCCACUGAAGUUUCCUACUUUGUUUCUGAGCAUGUGGAGCAAAUAGCAUGUGGGAUGCGGCAUUCUCUUGUCCUUGUGAGGGGACCUCAAGAAAGUAUAAUUUAUGGUUUUGGUUCAGCAAAACAUGGUCAAAUUGGGGCCUCUGAAUCUGGGUCUCACAAAGUGAGAUCGUUUAAUCUUCCCACACUUAUUUAUGGCUUUGAGAAUCUUAAAAUAGCUUAUAUAUAUGCUAAUGGAGAUCAGAGUGCUGCAUUAUCUGCUGAUGGCCAGUUGUAUACAUGGGGCAGGGGUUUUGGUGGGAGCUCAAGUAAUCAUUCCCCAUGUAUUCUGCCUUCGUCUUUGAGGUUCUCACAAGUUGCUCUGGGUUGGAAUCAUGCUUUGUUAAUAGCUGAUGGUGAAGCAUAUAUGCUUGGUGGGAAGCACCAUGGAUUGCUUAGUAGUUCUCAACCAUUGAAAAUAGAGCAGCAGCCUUCUACUUCAUCUGCUCAGUAUACUUUAGAUAAUUUAUCUUCUCAGUCACCUCCUCUAGAGAGGAUACAUUGCAUUGGGGAAGAAAAGGUCGUGUACAUUGCUGCAGGUGCUGAGCAUUCUGCUCUAGUGACUGAGAAAGGAAAAAUAUUGACAUGGGGAUGGGGUGAACAUGGCCAGCUUGGGCUUGGAAACACAGAUGACCAGACUAUCCCCCAUACUGUAAACAUCACAUAUAAAGGACGUACAAGUGAUCAUAUUAGAGUAUAUUGUGGCAGUGGAUUCACUUUAAUGAUGACAAGCCCAUCCCUUAAUUUAAGGCAUGCAUAUUCAACAUCAACAUGGCAUAAAGCUUGGUUUUUUCUUUUACUGUCAUGAUUGCUGCACGAGAGAGUAGCAAAAUUCAUGAGAGCUCCAUCUACUGGUCUUGGAUGGGAAGAUGGUCAAUCUUUGCAUCAGGAUUGAUCAAUUCCCACCUCCAUUACAUUUCAAAACAUCAUUAAGAAUAUGAUCAUAGGUACUGAAGAGGGAACUUUGCUUUGAAAAAUCAAGAGAACAAAUCUCUAUACCUUUGUCCUAGAUAGAUGGUGAAGGAUAAUGGCCACUAGCUGUGCUCGGCACAGCAUGCUACCCGCAAAUAUUCUAGAUACCUCUCUGAAGUCUGAACACCUGAAAAGUUCCAGUCUUUGGCACAUCCUGCGAUAGUGUAAAUUCCUUCCGAUCAGGUAACAUAAUUUUCUGUAAGUGUACUGAAAUAUGUUUCCAUUUGUUUUUUUUUUCAAAAUUUUGAUGAAUAACUCCAAGUCCUUUCACUGACAUCCCAUCUUUCAGGUCUGAAAGUCAGUGGAUUUCUGAAGUUCUUUGGGUCAGUGUGAAGGAUCAGGGCCAUACUAUGACUUGCCAUCCUUUCAGUGUUACAAAAUCUGUAAUGUUCCCUUAAUUUCAGCUCUGACAGAAGUAUAGAAUGAUAUUUAGCCUUAUAUAAUUCAUGAACUUAUCAACAUAUUCAACAUCUCCGAUUGAGAUACACAAUGCACUGAGGGAAAUAUUUGGCACUCUUAUGGUUUCUUCUAUCACCUAGACGGAGCAGAAAGAGUACAGUCAUAUGCUUCUUGAAAAUGGAAUUAAUUUGUAACAUGUUGUAGAACUAUGAAAAAUUGCUAUUCAACUUUUGUAGUGUGCUUCAAUUUUUUUGAACUAUCCUCCAUAGUUAUAACAUCUUCAUUAUUCUCCUUCGUCAUACCUGAAUUUUUUUUCUUCCUGAAAACUCCAUAAACAGUUAACUAAUUUGGAGUUAAAUAUUACAUGUUGAGAGGACCAAUUAAAUUUGUAUCUGAUAAGUACCGCUGCAUUUUUGUUUAUUGGUCAUGUAUUAUGUUUAUAUAAACUCCUAGAUUGAAAAGGAAUCUUGUUUGCUCUCACAGACAUCAUUAUUUACUAUUCUUAAUCUUUUUUUUCCCAAUAAAAAAAGACAAACAUAUCCAUAAAGAAGUGAACAAAACGAAUUAGGAACAUGUGGGCUAAUAUUUACCCAUUCCAUAACGAAGACAACAUCACCAAGCUUCUCAUUGGAGAAUAAAUGCUCACUUUGUGAAAAAAAAGGAGAAUUUAGUGAUAGAGAUUUCAAAAUGGCAACAUCAGAAGUCUGAAAGCUCAUAAAGCCGGUGGUAGUGGUAGUCAAGGAAGACUGCAUCCAUUUAGGGACCUAAUGAGUAGCCUAAGGCAAAACGUUUGUCCUCAGAGCCACUGUUUGACAUCUUGUUAAACUGUUAAUAAGAGGCAUAGCUGUGGAGAUAUGAGGGAUGAGGGGAAAAGAUAAGGUUAAUUGAACAUAGAUCCUGUGUAGUACUGUUGUUUUGAACUUAUUGCCCCUGUAGUUUCAUUGUUGCAGCUAGACUCCCUGGAUUAUUAUUAUUAUUAUUUUUUGUUCUUUCACCUUUGGUGAAAUUUUGGAAAAUAUUGUCCAUGGGUGAAAUUAGUGAGCGUAUCUAAGUGUAGUGGGCCUGAAGCAAUUUUCCCUUGCUUUUUAUGUGUCUAUUUGUAAUUUUCUUGGAGGGACAGCUUUCUUGUUUAGAAGAAAACCCGUAAAUUGGAAAGAUCAUGCCUCUUCUCGUUAUUUCAUUCUAGAUAUUCCCAAUAAACAUUAGAGAUUACAUCCAUCUUAGCAUCCAUUGAUUUAUAUCAUAACCAUUACAUUCAACAAACUUUAGUACAUAACGCAAACUCGUCCCUGAAACUAAAAUAGACAUGUUAGACAUCACUCAACAUGGCAUUAUAGAUUGACAUCUUCUUUUGCUAUCAAGGUUUCUUCACCAGAGUGAAUCUAACUUCAUAACAGCUCCAUCUACUGGCCUUGGAUGAGGAAGAUAGUAAAAUUUUGCAUUAGAAUUGAUAAAUUCUCACCUAUAUUUGAUUCAACAAAUCAUUAGAAAUAUGAUAUCAAGUGCUCAACAGGGAACUUUAGAAUCAAAGAGAAUGCAUAUCCUAUACCUGUAUCCUAGAGAUAGCUGGUGAAUGAUAACGUCCAACUAUAGUCGGACUAAUCUUUUACCUGGACAUAUUCUAGACUCCCCUCCAAAAGUCUGAAAACUUCCAAAGCUUUGGACUAUUCUGCAAGAGUGACAAUUUUCGAAUCAUUUUAUGUAAAUUUACUGAACUAUGUUAUUUUUUCAAAAUUUGAUGAAUGAUUCAGGACUGAAUUGUUUUCUUAAUCAUUUAGCUCUCUUUAAUAUAGGUGACGGACCCUCCUUGUUAUAAUUUGUAUCAGAAAGAAUUUUGGGAUGA
Messenger RNA from Asparagus officinalis (garden asparagus), 3761 nucleotides. RefSeq names its product ultraviolet-B receptor UVR8. The record is from RefSeq and is a predicted model, not a curated record. The coding region runs from base 57 to 1355 and encodes 432 amino acids. NCBI's taxonomy places the organism in Eukaryota, Viridiplantae, Streptophyta, Magnoliopsida, Asparagales, Asparagaceae. The transcript has 9 exons.